Messenger RNA from Penicillium alfredii, 861 nucleotides. RefSeq lists its product as uncharacterized. Lineage: Eukaryota; Fungi; Ascomycota; Eurotiomycetes; Eurotiales; Aspergillaceae. The record is from RefSeq and is a predicted model, not a curated record. The coding region runs from base 1 to 861 and encodes 286 amino acids. The transcript has a single exon.
AUGGUACCCUCGGGGUGCUACGAGUCAUGUAGGAUCUUCAAUAUUUCCCUUCAGAUGACCUACAAAAUCGGCUCUGCUAUUAUACGCUUUCCUUUACCUGGUGCUACCAUGUUCCCCGAAGAAAAGCUUCAAUGUGAAGUCGCUAUCAUGCGAUACAUUUCUGACCAGACCUCAAUCCCGGUGCCAUUCAUCUAUCACUGGGGCUCAAAAGAAUCAUGUCCCCUGGAAUUUGGCCCUUUUAUUAUCAUGGAAUAUAUCGAACAUGACUCGAGCAUGUACGAUCUUCUUAAUACCCUGGGGUGCCCGGACGAUGCAAGAGGAAGGCUGAACCCCGAUAUCGACGAGGAUAACCUCGGAGCUCUAUAUCGGGAGCUGGCUAGCGUUCUUCUAGAACUUUCAAAACCAUCGUUCUCGCAGAUCGGGUUCCUCGGCCAGAUUGAUGAUUUCACUUGGGAGGUAACGAGUCGUCCUCCAUCAGGCGUCAACGAGCUUAUUCGAGUGGGCUCCCUACCUCAAUCGAGUCUACCCAGCUACGAGACAAUAUUCGACUCAAUGUCCUCAUACUUCGAAUUCCUUGCAGAACUUCACAUCGCUCAUCGCAAAAACCAAAGAAAUGAUGCGAUCGAGUCUGCUGACGAUUGCCGACGGAAGUUCGUCGCUAGACACCUCUUCCGAAAACUAGCGCAUGAACGGAAGCUCACUGAGCGAUGGGAACCAUUCGACAAAGGCUCGUUCAAAAUCUGGUGCGAUGAUUUCCGCCCAGCCAAUGUUCUUGUCAAUGAUGCCAAGAAAAUCGUGGGCAUCAUGGAUCUUGAAUUCACAUACGCGGCUCCGAUCGAAUUUACCUACGCGUCGCCUUAG